AUGGAUGACCUGUUGGGACUAGAAGACCUUGUGGCCAACACAGCUUUUCUGAACGCUCAACAGAUAGAUCGCAAUGAGCUGAGGAAGCUGCGGCUGUCCUUGAUACUACCAAAGCCAACGAGGACCUCUUCUGUCCGGGCAGAAGUGGGGAGGAAUUACGAAUCUCUGUGUGAGCAUCAGCCUAUUGGUAGACAGUUGUUCCGGCAGUUUCUCCUGGCCUCUAACUCUCAGUAUGCAGCUGCUGCUGAGUUUCUAGAGGAGCUGGAUAACUGGGGUUUGGCUGAAGAUAAAACCAGAGAGAAGGUCAAAAAGAGCAUCCUUGCUAACUUCUGUCAACCCGAGUCGAGGACUUUUCUCUCCUACCUCACAGGCGAGGCAGCUGAGAAGAACAAGAAGUUAACAGAGAGGAACUUCAGUGAGGUCAUAUUGGGCCAACUGAAAGAAGCCACAAGAGACUUUCUGAAAGGGAGACCUUUCUCCGAGUAUCUAAAAAGCCCCUAUUUCUAUAGGUUCUUGCAGUGGAAGGAGCACGAAAAGCAGAGGAUCAGUGACAAAUACUUUUACGAGUUUCGGACAUUGGGAAGAGGAGGCUUUGGUGAGGUGUGUCAGCAUUUUCUAUAACAUUUUACACAUACAGAUUUAUAUAAAACUGCUAAAUUCAAGGGCACUCAAACGGGAUCUUGUUAAGUUAUCAUACUGAUGGUGUUUUUCCAUCACAGUCCCAGCAGAUUUAGACGGUCCAUUAGUUUAUAGAGAAUCUUGUUGAAUAUUAAGCUCUCUGUAACAAACGUACAGGUAGAUGAGUUAAUGCUUACUUGAUAAUUUCUUUGCAUUUGAUCACAACAGUGGAAAACAAGUGCAUAAAACUAUUGUCAAUUCUCAAGUAACCUAGAUCUGCUUUGCAGGUGUGCGCAGUGCAGGUAAAGCACACAGGCCAGAUGUAUGCCUGCAAGAAGCUGGACAAAAGGCGCCUGAAGAAGAAAGGCGGAGAGAGGUUUGCUCUUCUGGAAAAGCAGAUCAUGGAGAAGGUCAACAGCCUCUUCAUCGUAAACUUGGCCUACUCUUAUGAUAGCAAAAACCACUUGUGCCUGGUCAUGGACCUCAUGAAUGGAGGAGACCUCAAGUUUCAUAUCUAUGAGCUCGGGGAACGGGGUAUCCACAUGGAGCGUGUUGUUUACUACACGGCCCAGAUAACCACAGGAAUUCUCCACCUUCACUCGAUGAACAUUGUGUACCGGGAUAUGAAGCCUGAGAACGUGCUGCUGGAUGCCAAAGGACAGUGUCGUCUGUCAGAUCUGGGAUUGGCUGUGGAGCUGCCAAAGAGCAAGACGAUCUGCCAGAAGGUUAGCUUUGUGACCAUGACCUUAGAUUAGCCUACAAUGAUCACUGUCACACAUUUUUCAGCCUUGCACUCUGCAAAGACUCUUUUGUGCUAACUUAUGAAGUUCUUCUGAUGUACACUCAGAUAUCCAAACAUAGUGUGGACAUAGCGUACUCUUUCUUUAAGCCACUUCUUGUAUUUAACCCCCUAUUAUGAGACGGUGCACAGAAUUUAAACCACCACCAAGUCUGGUUCACCAGGAACUUACAAUGUCCCACUACAGCCCUGUUGGACCCAAAUUGAUCUUGUGGUCUUAAAAGGUGCCUGACCUCUUCUGUAGUUGGAUACUACACUGGCUGAGAAAUGACAGGGAGCUGACAAGAGCAUGUUAGCGUUAGCUGGAUAAUCUUUGCCGCUCUAAUACCAGACAUAACUCCCACGUGUCUCUCUAGGAGAUGAGUCAGGAGGAGACGUACAGCUGGUCUCCACUCACAAGAGGUGUGAUACAAAAUGAACAAUCAAGUUUAAUUUGUCAGCAGAGCAGCAAAUGCAGCGUUAUUUGCUGAAACUGUGUCCCUUUGUUUCAUCUUCCUGUUAACUUUUUCUAUUUUAAUCUUAAUAUUUUAUAAUGUGAUUAUGUUGUCAUGUGGAAGCUGGUCAGAGCAGUCUGAUGCAGAUAACAUAAAUUAACUUAUAGAUUAGACAGACAGGAUUAUUCUAUGAGGCCUUUGAAAGAAGAGAGCAGAAGGACUCCCACAUCAAUGCCUUUUACAUACUUCUUUUCUCAGGGAUGUAAUGCCUUUUAACUUAUUUUUAUAUGUGUUAUUUCACUCAGUGGUCUGGUAAAUUUGGGAAAACACAGCACUUGUAUAUUUAGAGUUCACUUCUUUUUGUGUGUCCGAUCUGUCAGGCUGGUACAACAGGCUACAUGGCUCCUGAGAUUUUGAGGCAGGAGAAUUAUCGCACGUCUGUGGACUGGUGGGCCCUGGGCUGCAGCGUCUAUGAGAUGGUGGCCGCCCGUUUGCCUUUCAAAGACUUUAGAGAAAAGGUCCAGAAAGAGGAGGUGACUCGUCGCACCCUGGAAGAUGAGUGCAAGUUUGAGCACAAACGCUUCGAUGACCCUACCAAAGAUAUCAUCAGCCGCUUUCUGAAGAAGAAGGUGGCAUAUCGUUUGGGGUGCCGGUGAGUAAAAAAAAAAGUGAUGUCCUUUAUAAAAGCUUUGUCACACUCUGGUUUGUGGGUGUUAACAAGAAGAAAGUACUUUUGUCCUCAGUUUGGUUCAAUCUUGGCAGUAAUGCAGGUACAAUAGACACCAAAGAUUUUAAUAGUCACAGAUUUGAUACGAUACAAUGCCAUUCUAUACCAAACCAUAAAAUACCAUUCAAGACAAUACUACAGGAAGAUAUGAUACAGUACAAACAAGUGUUUAAUACAAUAACAUACCAUAAAAUACCAUUGAAUAAAAAAUAAACUAAAACCCUACUAUACUGUAAAAUACAAUAAUAUAUUAAACAAUACAAUACAAAAGGAUAUGACAAGAUACCAACCAUACCAUAGGACAUACAGUCUGAAACUGCAUGACACUGUAUAAAAACAUACAAUACAAUACUAACAAUACAAUGCAGUAUAUGAUAUAACAUGCACUGAUAUGAAAUAGUAAAAGUGAAUUUGCAGUCUAUACAAAUAUAUAAGUGUGUGUGUGUGUACUUGUUAUUUUGUUCACAGGAUCAAUUGAAUUCAGCUACUUUGUGUAUUUCAACACUGAGACAAAGAGCUGGUAGAUGAGGUUUUCAUCUUUCUGUUCCCUCUUUACUCGAGCUGGGAAAGUCUGAGAGUUAAGAGAAGGGAAUAAAAUGAAGUGAAUGAAUGAUUGAGAGGAUCUACACAUCACAAGGCUUUACCUAACAUUGUAAAAACCACUGCUCAAGUAACAGCAAACUAGCUUCGUCUAGAAGGUCAAGGAUGUGUACCUAUAAUUGUGACUUCAUGUUUCUUGGCCUAUAUUGAAAUUUCACAAAUCCAGUUUAAAGAUUUCACCCACCAAAUACCUUUGACAUUAAAUGUUAAAUUCAAUCAUGAUGCACCUGUCUCAUCCUUCCAGAAGCGGUGAUGAUCCCCGAAACCACUCGUUUUUCAAGGCCAUUAAUCUCCACCGUCUGGAGGCCGGGUUGGUGGAGGCCCCCUGGGUGCCAAAUCCCAACAUUGUCUACGCCAAGGAUGCGCACAAGCUCAGGGAGACCUCCGAAGUCGAGGACAUAAAAUUUGAGUCCAAAGAUCUGAAAUUCUUUAAAGAGUUCAGCACAGGAGCCGUCUCUAUCCAGUGGCAGAAGGAGAUGAUUGAGAGUGGAGUAUUUGAUGAGCUGAACAACCAGGAAGUGAACGGUCAUGGGUUUGAUAAUGACUGGAAAUCCAGGGUGUGCAUCAUUUUGUAAGCAUUCCAUCAAUCUAUUUUGUUUUGUUUUGUUUCCAACUCAUUCCUAAGUGCUUGUAAAAAUCGCCUUCGGUAUCUUGUAAUACAGCCUCUGAAUGUAUUACGGUACCAAACAGGAAUCAUCUGUGUUUGUCUCUAAAAGAAUAACAUCACACCAUUGUUUAUGGUGCUGCAGCCAAACCUAACAGGACAUCUGCCUCUGUGUUAAAUCAAAACCACCAUUGUGUUUUCAGUAUCAUGCCUGGAUGGAAACACACUGACAUUUCUCUGCAACUGCUGCUUUAUAAUUUGCCCUCUAUUCCUGGUGAGACAGCAGAUCCCAGUACGUUCAUAGUUUCCAUUACAUCACUCCGUUUGGCCAUUUUGGCAGGCCAAAUUGUUUACAUGUGUUUGUAAACAAGCUCCAUAAUAGCAUAUGUCUUAGAACAGCAACAGGGUUAUAAUUGAUAUUUUAGGUCAUGUCCCAUAUUUGUGUGACAAAUUGAACUCUCACAGACAUGCCAUGAAUGCCUUCAGCUCGUAUGACCUCUGCGUAGCAUACUGAACUCUCUCAGUGACAGACGUUCACCACUAAGUGCCGCCAGACACCCAUGAAGUGCAGUAAACCUCCCGCAGCGCUCAUCUUCCUCAUUACCCGGCUGUGCAGCUCUUCUGGUAUUUACAAGCACUAGAUGACUUGUUCGGCUUUUACAAGGAGAUGCAGGGAGACAAAUUGUCGCAGACAUGUAGUUUUUCCACUUAACAUAAAAAAAGCUAAAUACAAAGCAAAACUGACCUUCUUUAUUGCUGUGUUUUCAGGCACAGCCGCGGACAGACAUGUUAACUUUGUGCACCAUAGCAACAAACCAAAACUGCUGCGUCUCUGUUGCUCCCACGGAUGAUGGUUUUUUGUGUCGAGUAUCCAUGUCCGUUUAUGUUGUCUCUUUAUGUCACAUUUAUAUUUGAAAAAAAGGAGAUUUUGUUGUUAUUUGUAUAUCACUGAAUCAUUCUUGUUGCUUUUUGAUAGGAGAGAAGGAGGGAUAGUAAGGGGUGAUAGAGGAUGGGUGAAACGAACACACUCAAAUCAGGGGAUUGUAAUCACAGAUUUUGAGUAAUGUCUUGUAAGUGACCACUUUUUUACCUUAUCUCUUUAAGGUCCUCACUUCUUUAAUUGUGAAGUUGUUGAUAAUUAUACACAAAAGCUGCUUUUUCUGUGCCAAAAAUAUCUGUAUUUUUAGUGUUUUUAUACUGCUUGUGGCUUUUUUGAUACUGUUUUACCUCAUUUACAUUUCAUCCCAAUGUGUUUCUGUUUUCUUGUAUUAAACUUUAAAGCAAUUCCUUACACUCCGAUGCUGUGAUGAAUUCUGUUCACAAAUAUUUUGAAAUGGUGAUGACAUCCAAAGUUAAAGGUUAACAGUGAUGCAGGUAUUUUGAUAAUCCUCCUGUUGCUCUUCUCACAGUAGAUAUACCAUCCAUCAUUUUAUAUCCAAACAGCAUGAGCUGGAACGAGCUUGACUCUUAAAACUGUAUAGUAACCACAGUACAUACAUAAUUACAACAUUAUGUAACCUCAACGUCUCAUUCGGGGUGUAUCAUCCCUCGCUCCAAAACCUCAGACACAUUUGGGUAAUGAGGGACACAUAAACAUGUGUUGUGCUAAUUCCUGACCUUACAGGGCUGAGAAGUGGUUCCGUUCACGCUUGACUGUCAUGAGAUUAGAGGCCGGUUCAGAUGGAAAUCCAAGACGCAACUCGAUCAUCGUCGGCUGUGAAGGCAGAGUGGGGAGUCCACUGUGGACAACGUGUCGACAAGACAAGGUCUCCAGGAACAUGUUUUUACCAGGCGCCUACAAGCCUCUGCCAGGGUUUAGUUCCCCCAUGGCCUUACACUGCAACUGCUACCCUCCAAGACACACAUCACAGCAACUCUGCAACGCACACUGA
Messenger RNA from Xyrichtys novacula (pearly razorfish), 5674 nucleotides. The record is from the annotation of a GenBank genome assembly. Lineage: Eukaryota; Metazoa; Chordata; Actinopteri; Labriformes; Labridae.